Messenger RNA from Gregarina niphandrodes, 1230 nucleotides. RefSeq names its product putative transmembrane protein. The transcript has a single exon. The record is from RefSeq and is a predicted model, not a curated record. NCBI's taxonomy places the organism in Eukaryota, Apicomplexa, Conoidasida, Eugregarinorida, Gregarinidae. Bases 1 to 1230 code for a protein of 409 amino acids.
AUGUCGGAUCGACAGGAAGAGACCGAGCGAUUGCUAUCAGGUUCGAGACCUACUGAUGACAGUUUGGUGAUUUCGACGUCUACUGAUGAGCACUUGUACAGUGAGAGUUUGAGCGAGGAGGGUCCGAGUAUUUUGGUGGACGCGGUGCAGGGUGUCAUGGGUUCGGUUGUGCGUAGUGUGGCAGAAGGAGUGGGUAUGGAUGAGGAAGAGAUCUCAUUUCUAUCAUCGACGGAUUAUGCCAAGCAAACACACAUCGAUGUGUUUCACCAGGGAAAAGAAAAGUACCCUAACUACAUGGUAGAGGACGAGUUAAUUAUCACGGGCCCGCGUUGGCGGAACACAGUGGGGCUGCCAAAGCAUCAACGUGCCAUGUUGGCGGGCAGUAUCUGGAGCGUGGAAACGGUGCAGACAUACUCUCCGGCGCAGUUGAAGAACGCAGUCCAGACACGUAGUUUGCAGAUUCUCUUGCUGAUCAUGACCACGUUUCUGCUGGCUAUGAGCUUCAUUGCGGAACAGAUGAUCCUGACAUCAGCGGAUGUAGCACUGGUGGGACCAAGCGCGUACAUGGUGGUUGGUCUGAAACACUUCAAGCUUGGCAGUCGCAUCUAUGUAGCCAUAGGGAAUAUCUUAAGUCUCUUGUUGGUCUUGAUGUACGGAAAUUGGACCAAACGGACCACCAGCUGGGGUUGCGUACUGAACCUUCAAAACAUACGUCGCUUUUCACUAGUGGCCGUCGCCUUCUGCUGGCAGGACUACCUCCAAUACAUGCUCGCUGUCGUACUAGACUCUUACGCCGUGCGCAGUCUUCGCCUCUACAAACUACCUCUAGCCGCCAUCUACAACUGCUUCAUUAAUGGACAUCCACACCCGCACACACAGUGGCUCUUCCUCGCAUCCAUGAGCCUCAUGGUGACCUCUCUCGUCAGCAAUCUCCUAAACAGCGCUAUCGCCGGAAGUUCUAUCGGCGUCGGCUUCGCUACCCUCGGAUACGGACUCUUGUACCUCGACAUUGGCAUCACGCUCCUUACCACCACACUCUCCUUUAUCCAGUCCAGAAGACACCCUCGCAACCCCGAACGCUUCAGCUUCCAGUUCGCUCAAAUACUAGCCGCCUGUCUCUGUCCCAACAUCGGACUUGCUCUUGGCGAAAUCGCCUACUUCAUCGUCAACAAGACACCACUCCUCGCGCCCAAUGGCUUCACCCUCUUCUAUGUAAGCAAACAGCGGUAA